UGGCUAAAGGGGGAAGGGGUCCCAGCCUAACUUCAUUUCAGCCCUAUUUGGGCUUCAUUCACACUAUUAACCAUAAUACUAUCUGCGGUAUAGCGUAAACAUUCGCUAUUUUUCUUCCAACUAGUUCAUCGACUUAAAAGGUAUACAGUUCCUUUAUACAUUAGGAACUAGCUGCCGCAGGGAGGACACAUUAGUUUUAGUCACACUGUUCCUCUCCCCUGCCAGUAGCCUCUUUCCAGCCCACAGUCUGGCAGAGACUGUACCGAGCAAGGCUUGGCUGAGUGCAAUGAACGCAGCCUAUCCCAUCAGCAGCCCAAUCCCUAAGGGUGACCAGGAGAACCAAUCCGCUGCCUGUUUACAUGGUGCUCUGAAAAGGAGAGGGCUGUCCUCAAUGAAUAGAGUUGGGAGGAAACCUUCCUUGCAGUCUGCCUGAUUGUGUCCUGUUCUGCAACAAAGGAGGAGAAGUGAAGUGGUUGUUGAAGAGAAUAUGAUCGUUCUAACAUAGCUAGGGAGCCUGUAUACGAAGACACUUUAUACUCGUAAUUCAGCUCAUCACAAGCAAAGGGGACACAAUAUAAGUGGGGACACAAUGAACCUAGAAAAGCUAAGCAAACCAGAACUACUGACCCUGCUGAGCAUCCUGGAAGGGGAGCUGGAGGCAAGAGAUCUUGUCAUUGAGGCAAUAAAGGCAAAACAUAAAGAUCGAUUUAUUGCAGACCGAUAUGGAAAGUAUAAUAUCAGUGAUCCUUUGCUUGCACUGCAGCGGGAUUAUGAGACGCUUAAGGAGGAAAAUCAUGGGCAAAGACCUCCUGUGUGUUCCAAUCCACUAUACAUCUUAAAAGAAGUGAUGAAGCAAUGUAAAACCAUGCAAGAGCGGAUGCUCGCUCAGCUGGCCGCUGCAGAAAACCGGCACAGAAAGGUGAUACUGGACUUAGAAGAAGAGAGGAGGAGGCAUGCUCAGGAUGCAGCUGAUGGAGAUGAUGUGACAUACAUGCUAGAGAAGGAAAGAGAGAGGCUGGCACAGCAGCUGGAAUUUGAGAAGUCCCAAGUUAAGAAAUUAGAAAAAGAACAGAAACGACUUUCCAGUCAGCUGGAGGAAGAGAAAGCCCGCCACAAGCAGCUGUCAUCUGUGCUGAUGAAAGAGUGUACAAAAGCCAACAACAGGGCAGUGGAAGAAGGACAGAGAGUAGAUGAUGUUAACCUAAAGCUGGAAAAGGUUAGGAGCAGAGUAAGUCAGCUAGAAGAAGAGCUAUCUCUUGAAAAGAAACGAGGCUUGCAGAUAGAAGCACAGGUGGAAAAGCAACUUUCAGAGUUUGAUAUUGAGAGAGAGCAACUGAAAGCCAAGUUAAAUAGGGAAGAAAAUCGCACAAAAACUUUGAAAGAAGAAUUGGAGUCCUUAAAAAAGACAUUGAAAGAGCUAAACACCACCCACCAAGUUUCAGUGCCUUCAUGCAAGGUAACAAGUGAGCUGGUGUCUAUUUGUGUAUCAACAGAGAAUGCUGACGUAGUAUCUGUGUCAUGCCAAACCGAUCCCUUCCAACAUGAAAAAAGUUACACAGAUAAUUCUGCAAAAUCCAAUGUCUCAUUUACUGCUCCAUCUAAGAUUCCUCAGCCAUAUUCCAAAAUAAAUGGACACUGUAAUACAUCAGCACACAGCAAUGAGCACAUUUUAAAAUUAAAUGUGGGAGACAACCAGAAAGAAAAGUGCAAUGUAUCAGAUAGCCUUUCUGACAGUGGGAACUCUCCAGUCAGAGUAGAGUCUCCUCUGCAUAUGACAGGAUAUCUUCCCUCAAGUGGUGCUUCUUCCUCACCCAUCAGUACAGCAGCUUCUUCCUUAACUUCUUCUCCAUGUUCUUCUCCAGUGCUUUCACGUCGUCUGAUUGGAGCAACAGCCAACAGUCCUGGUUAUCAAUCUUCCUACCAAGUUGGUAUCAACCAGCGCUUCCAUGCUGCCCGUCACAAGUUCCAGUCUCAGGCUGAGCACGAUCAACAUGUUACUGGUCUACAGAGCCCCCCUUCUAGGGACCUAUCCCCAACCUUGGCAGAUAAUUCAGCAGCCAAGCAACUUGCACGAAAUACUGUGACUCAGGUGUUAUCCCGCUUCACUAGCCAACAGACCUCCAGCAAACCUGUACCUCCCAACAGCUCACCUUUUGGUACAGAUUAUAGAACUCUUGCAAAUGCUGCCUCCAACCAAAAAAGUGAUGGAAGCCAUUCCCCAAACCCUCUAAAAGUUUCUAGCCCUCUCAGUCCUGUAUCGCCUGGAAUCAAAUCACCCACCAUAUCUCGGGUUGAACGAGGAAACCCCCCACCAAUUCCUCCAAAGAAACCAGGGUUAGCUCAGUCUCCAGCUUCUCCCAUACCUUCAUCCAAAUCACCAAACCAAACAUCUGCUCUGACAUCCUCAGCAGAUGGAUCAAAUACCCACUGCUCCAAUAAUGGCGUCAUUACAAAUGGAAAUGAAAUUGAAAUAAUGCUUCCAUCUGGUAGCUAGUUUUACCCUGUUUGGGGGGUGAGGACAUUGUUACAUGACUUAAUAACACUGUCAGACUAAACUAUUCGAGUCUGAAUGUGCUAUACAAUUAAGAUGAUCAAAAGUAUGUUAUUUAUUUUAAUAGUCAACAAACAUUUUCUAUAGCCCAUAUUUCCUAUUUCCUUCUUUCCUUUGUGGAAGUAUUAUUCUUUUUAAUUAGGAAACAAAUUCCUGGGACUUUCUGAUAGAAUAGGGCAUAAAAUGCAGUCUUAAAAGUGGACAAGAGUGUCUGAAAAAUGUGGUUGCUGAUAAUUAAGAAAACCAAGUAAUGUCUGGCAAUUAUAAAGUUAUCGAUACCAGCAGCUUUUGAUCAUGAUUUCCGGAUAUCUGUGAUUAAUUGCCUGCAGUAAUGUCUGUUAGUUACAAUUAAGGAGUAAGGAAACAUUGGCUUGGGAAUCCAUACCAGCUUUGCCAGUAAAUUAGUCUUUUAUCCUGUUUUGCGAUAUAUACUGAAUUAUAUAUAUAUAUAUAUAUAUAUAUAUAUAUGUAGAGAGAGAAAAAAUAUGUUGUAUUAGAUGUAUUUUAACUUUUAAUUAACAUCCCUAUUACUGAAUCCUGCCAGCGUUUUAACACUGUAUGUACAGAGACUAUAGCAGCAGUGAAGACGUGUGAGACAACUAUCCAGUGGUCAUGUUGGCUUGGGGCAAACCAAAUUUAUGUAGUUGUCCGAUAAAAAAAAAAACAGCUUGCCAAAUGUCUCCUUAUGUAUAUUUUAGCCUU
Molecule: messenger RNA, 3253 nt
Organism: Xenopus tropicalis (tropical clawed frog)
Lineage: Eukaryota; Metazoa; Chordata; Amphibia; Anura; Pipidae
Gene: cttnbp2nl
Product: CTTNBP2 N-terminal like
Exons: 6
Coding region: 590-2494 (634 amino acids)
Cellular component (GO): cytoplasm
Source: RefSeq, a predicted model, not a curated record